AUGGAGCACUUCGGCAGCUGGUUUUGUGUGGCCUUGGCGAGCUGCUGUCUCCCCCUAGGGGAGACAUUUUCCUGCUUGCCAGAGGCCGUCCCAGUCAGUAACCAGCGGAACCUGACCAACUCACAGGGCGACUCCUAUCCCGUCGCUCUGCUUGAUAUCCCUGCGGGCAGGGGUUCAAGUUCAGGCAGGGUGAGUACGAUGCUGACCCACGUAGCUAGCAGAUUGAUUCAGGAGGCUUUGGGCUACAAAGCCGUUCAUGAUGCGAGAACAAGAAGUGUCGGCGACACCGGUCUCUUCAUUUUGGCGGGCUGCGAGCAGCCUUUUCAGAAGGCAGGCUGCAAUGGCGGACCCAUCCGCACCCACAUCUUACUCCAGCCAUCGGUCUAUGAGAUAAGCCAGUACAACUUGGGGCCUAGGCCGCCUGAGGCUGUUGGAAUCGGCCUUGGGUACGAGACCAUCAGCGGUGUGCACAUCUCGGCAGCAGUGGCGGAGAAUGCUCUGCAAGAUUCAGGCCUACCCCUUGCAUUCUAUCAGAACUGGAAUGCUUCUUGGUUCGACCCUGCGAAGUACUUCGACAGCUACGCAUCGAUUCCGAAAUCUUCUCUUUUGCCAUGCAACGAGACCGUUUUCGGCGACAAGCAACUCAUGGCCGACUAUGUGAGAAUCACUGGAGAUCAUGAAGGUCUCCAUCCAGACGGUACUGGCCUGUGUCCCGAUGACUACUGGUUUUUGGCGCCAAGCUGCAGGGGAAAUUCAUCUCGGUGCGUGCCCACACUCGGUGGGAAUGCACCAAGUGGCAGAGAUGUCUUGCAGAUGCUUCAGAAAAGCGCUGCGUUUGACAUGCCUCUUGCUUUGGCAAAGCCAAUAGACGGCAUUCAGCGAGAGAGACUUCCAAGCAACUUCAGAAUGGCCUUCUUCAAUUUAGCUCCAGGGUCAACCUUCCUGGAAUUGCGGCCACAGGUUGUCCACUUUCCAACUCAUGAUGCCUUGGCCUGGAGCAGGGGGGACCUUCGAACGAUGUUGAGUGGGUCCCUCAGCCAGAAGGUGGUGUCUCGGGAUCUGCGUGUCCUUGCCCCGUCCGUGGUGGAGAUGUUGACACGCAUGGAGAUGUCAAACGCAAUGGUUGACCAGCUUCUAACCGAUCAUGUUAGCUCUGGCCAAUCGAUAGAUCAGGCUGUUUGCCAGUGGCUGCUCGGUAACCGUGAAGUUUGGUCGUCGUGGAUCCCAGACGAGACGCAAUGCAGUCCCGGAUUCGGUCUGUACAAUAUUUCUGACGAUCAGUUUCUGUUGGGGCGUAUGUCACAUGCAGAUCUCAUCGGAUGCAAGGCCUGCGAGUCUGGACGCUACUCGGCACAACUCUUUGACCAGCGCGGCUACACCCACACCUGUGAGCUCUGUCCCGUCGGUCGGAGCCAGCCCUUGGGAGCUGCCGUCUCUUGCGAGCCCUGUGCCAAGGGCGAGUUUCAGAAUCUCAAGGGCAGUAAGACUUGCAAGCGCUGUGGCAUCGGCACCUACCAGGACCAGACUGGUUCCAUGCACUGCAACAACUGCACCAAUGAUACGACGACCGUGGGAUUGGGCUCUAUCUCAGAAGCUGACUGCGGAUGUCCUGCAGGCCGAAUCAACAUCGCCACAGAUGCAGACACCACGGCUGUGUGCGUCCUUUGUCAAGCUGGCAUGCAGUGUCCCGGCCUGUCGAGUAGGGAGUCCCUCGUGCGGGGAACUUCGCAGCUGGGAGAGGACUUUGUUCCAAAAGUCCUGCCUGGCUACAUGAGUCUUACAGAAGAGGCCCUCGACGUCUAUAAGUGCGACAACGCCGAAGCAUGUCCGGGAGGUACACCUGGCAGCUGCACGGGUUCCAGCAAGGGGGUUGGCUGCUUCGAAUGUGCCGACGGUACCCAGUGGAACGGCGAAGACUGCCAGCCCUGUGAGUCAUGGAUCAGGGUUGGAUGGGGCAUCGCCAUCGUGGGAGUCUGUGUUUUCUUACCUUUCGCCCACACCGUGAAAAUGAACGACACAUCACCGACACGAGAACUCGUGGUUUUCACGCUUUUAAGUAUUUUCGAAAUAGGCGGCAACCUUUUGCAGACCCUGGCCAUCACCGGCCAGAUGACUUUGGAGUGGCCACAGCUUUUGGUUGAUGCUUUCUCUUUCCUCGAGGUUUUUGCCUUCGAAGCCAGCGACUUGGGCAUCAGCUGCAUCAGCGGAUCGCGGCCACUGCAGCAGUUCGGAUUUCAGGUUGCUGUGCUGCCUGCCGGACUGCUUUGGGUGCUCGUUACACAUCUCCUGCUGCGCAUGCUCUCGCGAGGCCGAAGCUUGCCCCAGCUUAUGGCUUCACUGGGGCAGAUUGUAGUGGUAUGCUUCAGUGCAGUCAGCAAUCUGUCUAUGGUUCCUUUCAUGUGCUUUAGACAUCCCAACGGCCGGUAUAGCAACCUUCAGAUGCUCAGCAUAAUCUGUGGCAGCCAUGACCAUGCAGCCAUGAUGAUCAUGGGCACAUGCCUCGGGGCUUUGCUCUGCGCUUUUUGGGCCAUGUGUAUCUGGAUCUUGUGGCGGUUACCGAGCUGGAGUUUGAAUGAGAACUACCACGAGCAUGUUGUGGCUUCGGAGUUUCUGAUCGACAAGUUCCGUUUGGACUCCUGGUGGUUCGGGCUUCCUCUUCUGCUACGUGGCCCUCUCAUGUCCCUGCCUUUGCUCCUCUUCACCAACAACCCCGCUAGCCAAGUGGUGCUCAUGUCGCUCACGCUGAUCGCCUACAUCGUGCUCUUGAGCUUGGCGUGGCCUUUCAAGGUCCCUCUUCUGAAUGCGGUGGAUGCCACCUGCACCUGGGCCUUGAUCCUGCUAAUUUUAGGAGGAUCGCUACAUCUACCUCCGAUGGAUGAGGAGAUGCUGGCAUCUGCCGCCGUGUCCACGGUUGGCUCUGUCAUUUUCGCUGCGGCAGUCCUCACCUCCGCGGUUUUCGCUGUCAUGUGCGUAGGUGCCGUCCAACUCCGAACGGGCCAGGAGAGAAGGUUCGCAAUUCUCGACUUGGCCCGCCUUCCACAUCAUGACGAUCUAGCAGUGUCACUGCAGCUCACUGCCGGCAAGCUUGCGCAGAUGGAUCAUGAUGUGCUCAGUGAGCAACUACAUUUCUUGGCUUCCUUCGACAUGAAGCUCCUCCACACCAGCCUUUCCAUGUUGGCCCUCGAAGUCGUACCGGAAGAACUCUCUCAUGGCUUAGCACAUCAGGGCGUCAGCCGAAUUCGAAAAAGCCGAAGCCAGCUUCGCUCCAAUUCGUCUCUUCGCUCAGCCUCAGCCAACAGCCUUGCUUCGCGAUCUUCCCUCGGCUCCCCGGAUCCAGCUUGCAAUGUCGCCGAGUCGGACGAGAAACCGCCGGCUGCGUUCGCAGAGGUCACAGCCGCAGACCGCGCUCAGGACUUUGAGGCUGCAUGGGCAGAAGUCACAGCAGGACGCUGUGCUCAGGACUUGGAGGCGGCCGCGUGGGCCUGCGCAGAUGCGGCCGCACGUGGCUACCGCCAGAAGGCGGGAGAAAUGAGCCUGGCACACCGAGGCCUCAAGAAGGUGCAGCACAUCCUCUAUGAUUCCGUGUCGGAUCCCACCGACACCGAGUCCGAACAGGAGAUGGUUUCAAAGGCCGAGGCACGGCGGCAACAUUGCUUCCUGCCUUCCGCGGGCUCUGCUGGCCAUGGGACUGCUGCCGGAUGUCGACCUUGCGCAUUCUACACACCGUCACUUGGAUGUCGCAACGGGACCGCGUGCAAUUUUUGCCACUACGACCACAGUCCAGAAGAGCGCCAGCUACCAAAGCCGUCGUCGCGGCCUGCCAAGGGCAAGCGUGACAAGGACAAAAGAAGGAUAGCCCCACCUUCUCCGGAGACACCGGACCAUCGACCCAAAACUCCGCGUGGAGAGCCCCGGAUAUCGGAGAUCAGAGAAGACUCGAAGCAGCAUGCGGCCGGAGGCGACGACAUCCCACAGCUGAAGGACGACAAGCCAUCUUGCUGUGCCAGGCUUGCGGAUGUCGGAAAUCGGUUGGAAAGAUGGCUGGACCGAGUGCCCUGCCUCCCUGGCAUUCCGCCUCCGACCUGUCUUCGGCGGAACGGCUGCCUCUAUCGCUGUUGCGAGGCAAACAGCGGCUGCUUCUGUAUUGGCAGAAGAGGCAUGGCAGUCUUCGGAAACUUCAGGAAGCUAUUCUUGCUGAUCUCCCUCAUGCUCUCAGUGAUCGGAGUCCUGUUGCGAGGGCUCCCCGCUGCGGCUCUGUCUACAGAACGAGGUAACUUGCACCAAUGGCCUUGGGCCCAUGGUCGCUAUACGUGCCUCCAGUCCGACAUAUGCCGUGACAUCGAGGCCGACGUCUACAUUGGCCUCGAGGCACUCCUCGUGGAGAGCCCGAAGUACCGGAUUUACAAGGCAAUUCCGUGGAAUGCCGACAACUGCAUCGCCGAUCUGAGCUCGCUGGGUGCUGGAGCAUACUGCAACAUCUGCCGGGACGCCUCCCGGGGCUGUGCUGCCAUGGCUUUCAUCUCGAUAGGAUGCAGCCUUUUCAAUAUUUGGGCCGAUGUGCAACGAAUGCGAGCUCGGAAUGACCACAACUGUAUCAAGGCGGUAGCGAUCGUGAGCAAUGUGAUCGGUGCUUUGCAGUUGCUGCUGGCAGUGUCCAUUUUCCAGCUUCUGUGCGUCGCCGAGUUCCCUACAGAAGACAGGCAGCAGACGUACCGGAUCGCCCUUUCCAUGGGCAAAGGCGGUGCCCUCAUCGCGAGCGCAUGUUGCAUUAAUGUCUUCAACAUCUUGAUGCAUUGGUGCAUUCCGGUUCCUGCAGCGCGAUGGAAGCGAGGCAUCGAGCCAUGGAAGGAUCCUGCCGUGGGCCUUUGGCCUCCGCUUGACACAGCCGUUCAGGCCUUUGACGGUACCGUCCCGGAGGCCCCGGCAAAGAAGGGCUGGAUGGACGACGGGGACGAUGAUCCCGUUCGAGUCUUGAUGCGUGCGGGGAUGCCUCGCCCCGAGACGCCGGACAUUUGGCAGGAGCUCCACGAGAAUAACGGACAGGAGGGCGGGCCAGAGGCCGCAGGCAAGAAUCGGCGACCCUCCUUGGAAUCUGUGUGA
Molecule: messenger RNA, 5100 nt
Organism: Symbiodinium sp. CCMP2592
Lineage: Eukaryota; Dinophyceae; Suessiales; Symbiodiniaceae
Source: the annotation of a GenBank genome assembly